AUGUUUCAUCCACCGGAAAAACCUCUGGGUCCGCGGGUUCCUGUCAAGGCCGAUCGAUUCACACCGAGUCCACCGAAACCAAAGGGCGGUUUGCAACGUCAGAAAGGAUCGAGUCAGCUGGAAAUGGCAGUGAAACCUCCUCAAGAAACUCAAAAACUAAAACCAUCGAAUUCCUCCACCAAACUGAUUCAUUCCGCUUCAAUGGUCAAUCUGACAACAACAACGACUCGAGCACCAUCCGCUGCUCCAUUAAGCUCCGCCCCCUCAACAACAACAAAUAUCUACGCGAAACAAUACAUUCCAAGAAGUGGGCGGAGCGUCUCGACGCUUCGCCACGCCUCCGCGGAGCCCCGACGAGCAGGAGGAGGCCCCGCCCCUUUUAGAAUAGAGCCAAGUGAUCAAAUGCAACUAGUCGAAGGAUUUCCGACGAGUUUUUCGACGAAAAAAGUGGAAAAAAUGGAGAAUUCUGGAAAUACGACACCGCCGCCGUCACUGACGUCUUCUGAAUCGGAUUCUGGAGCAUCUGGAGCUCCAGGACUCAUCAGAAGUGCCAGUGGAUCUAUGUUGCUCCGUCGGACCGCCGAACGGACACGCAGACAAUCGGAAUCACCCAAAAAAACGACGAUGAGACGGUCUGGGUCGGUGGGCGGAGCUUUGAGUGAAGUGGGCGGAGCUUGUGGAGUGGGCGGAGUCUUCCCGAAAGAAUCAGAAGAUGUCGAGAUGAAGGAGACGCCCGUGUUGAAGAGAAAGCGGACGACGUCGAUGACGUCUCUCCUCCAAUCGAUAUCCACCAACGACGACGCCCCGCCCAUUCUCACUCCUCAACGGACACGCCCACUUCGCGGAGCAUCGGUAGGGGGCGGAGCCUCCUCUCCACAGAAGAGUCCAAUGAAGAAGAUGACGUCAUCGUCAUCACCGAUGAAAAAACGCGGACGUCCAGAAGAAGGGGGCGGAGCCUCCGUGGCUCCGCCCAGUCCACGGAAAAGAAUUCAUUUCGCAUCGAUGGCGAUGGGAAUGGACAGAGUUAAUGAUGGUCCACCAAUAGCCAUAAUUCUGCCAUCACAACCACUCGCCUCCACACCAAUUCGUAAUUUGAGACAAUCAGUAUUCAAACCGAAAUACUUCAAGCCUAAGGGGGCGGAGCUUCGGAAAUACUAUAAGCCUAAAUGGGCGGAGCUUCAGAAAUACUAUAAGCCUAAGUGGGCGGAGCUUCUCAAGCCGAAGUGGGCGGAGCUUCAGAAACACGCUUACCCUAAGUGGGUGGAGCCUCUGGAAUACUCAAAGCCAAAGUGGGCGGAGCUUCAGAAAUACUAUAAGCCUAAGUGGGCGGAGCUUCUCAAGCCGAAGUGGGCGGAGCUUCAGAAACACGCUUACCCUAAGUGGGUGGAGCCUCUGGAAUACUCAAAGCCAAAGUGGGCGGAGCUUCAGAAAUACUUCAAGCCUAAGUGGGCGGAGCUUCAGAAAUACUAUAAGCCUAAGUGGGCGGAGCUUCUUAAGCCAAAGUGGGCGGAGCUUCAUCAAAACUUUUACCCAAAGUGGGCGGAGCUUCAGAAAUACUUCAAGCCUAAGUGGGCGGAGCUUCAGAAAUACUAUAAGCCUGAGUGGGCGGGUCUUCAAAGACACUUUUACCCUAAGUGGGCGGAGCUUCAGAAGUACUUCAAGCCUAAGUGGGCGGAGCUUCAUCAAAACUUUUACCCGAAGUGGGCGGAGCUUCAGAAAUACUUCAAGCCUAAGGAGGCGGAGCUUCGGAAAUACUAUGUGGCAACACCGAAACGAAAGGCAUCCAGAGAGGAAGUUUACUCGACACCGCUGGAAUUCGGAAAAGGGGGUGAGAAUUUGGCUGAAAAUCUAUAA
Messenger RNA from Caenorhabditis remanei, 1854 nucleotides. RefSeq lists its product as uncharacterized. Lineage: Eukaryota; Metazoa; Nematoda; Chromadorea; Rhabditida; Rhabditidae. The record is from RefSeq and is a predicted model, not a curated record. Bases 1 to 1854 code for a protein of 617 amino acids. The transcript has 7 exons.